Molecule: messenger RNA, 913 nt
Organism: Brassica rapa (field mustard)
Lineage: Eukaryota; Viridiplantae; Streptophyta; Magnoliopsida; Brassicales; Brassicaceae
Product: 60S ribosomal protein L3-2-like
Biological process (GO): translation
Cellular component (GO): ribosome; cytosolic large ribosomal subunit
Molecular function (GO): RNA binding; structural constituent of ribosome
Source: RefSeq, a predicted model, not a curated record
AUGAGCUGGAGAUUUGGCUAUCUCUAUGAGUAUCCUUAUGUCUCUUGUUUCUCUGCAACUCCUGCUUUCAUUUAUUGUAAAUUGCUUGUUAUAUGGUUUGUCGUUGGUGUGGUUGGUUACGUGAAGACACCCCGUGGUCUCCGCUCUCUAACGACUGUCUUGGCUCAGUACAUGAGCGAAGAAGUAAGGAGGAGGUUCUACAAGAACGGGGCCAAAUCCAAGAAGAAGGCUUUCACAAAAUACUCAAAGAAACACGAAACCGAAGAUGGUAAAAAAGACAUUCAAACUCAUCUGGAGAAGAUGAUGAAGCUCUGCACGGUCAUCAGAGUCCUCACCCACACUCAGAUUAGGAAAAUGAAAGGACUCAGACAGAAGAAGGCUCAUCUGAACGAGAUUCAAAUCAUCGUGGUCUCCGCAAGGGUAGCUUGUAUUGGAGCUUGGCACCCUGCUAGAGUCUCUUACACGGUGGCUAGAGCCGGGCAGAACGGAUACCACCACCGUACCGAGAUGAACAAGAAGAUUUACAGGCUUGGUAAAGUUGGAGAAGAGACUCACACUGCCAUGACCGAGUUCGACAGGACGGAGAAGGAGAGAUUCCCGCACUAUGGGAUAGUGAAGGAUGAUUAUUUGUUGAUCAGGGGGUGUUGCGUGGGGCCGAAGAAACGUGUGGUGACUUUGAGACAGACGUUGUUGAAGCAGACGUCUAGGGUUGCGUUGGAGGAGGAGAUUAAGCUUAAGUUUAUUGAUACCUCGUCCAAUGGUGGACACGGUCGUUUCCAGACUGCUGAAGAGAAGGCCAAGUUCUAUGGUAGAGUCAUCAAGGCUUAGAUUUUUUUUUUUUUUUUCCAAUCCCAUAAAAAUCCAUUUAGUAAUAAUGUCCAUUUAUAUUAAAUCUCGAUUCCAUUUUCUGAUA